Centropristis striata (black sea bass) is the source of this 2922-nucleotide messenger RNA. Its product is annotated as calcineurin subunit B type 1. Lineage: Eukaryota; Metazoa; Chordata; Actinopteri; Perciformes; Serranidae. The transcript is spliced from 6 exons. The coding region runs from base 221 to 733 and encodes 170 amino acids. The record is from RefSeq and is a predicted model, not a curated record. Gene Ontology annotation, molecular function: calcium ion binding; calcium-dependent protein serine/threonine phosphatase regulator activity.
CACUGCAGUGAAAGCCUCGGUAAAGGAGAGAGAGAGACGGAGAAGAGGGACCGAAGCUGGGUAUAAAGCCAGGACGAGACCUCAGAGAGUACCACAACUAUAUAGCCUGUGUAUUUUUUGUAUUCCUCGCUACAGAUCGGCGACAUACCGACUCCCCCCCUCCCCCUGUUUUACCUCUUUUCCGCUCAGAUCGCCUGGAUUUCAUCAUCCGACCUGCAAGAUGGGAAAUGAAGCCAGUUUCCCCCUGGAGAUGUGCUCGCAUUUCGAUGCUGAUGAGAUUAAGAGGCUAGGGAAGAGGUUUAAGAAACUCGACCUAGAUAACUCCGGCUCACUCAGCGUGGAGGAGUUCAUGUCGCUGCCAGAGCUGCAACAGAACCCGCUGGUGCAGAGGGUUAUCGACAUAUUCGACACAGAUGGAAACGGAGAGGUGGACUUUAAAGAGUUCAUCGAGGGAGUCUCACAGUUCAGCGUCAAGGGGGACAAAGAACAGAAGCUUCGAUUCGCUUUCAGGAUCUACGACAUGGACAAGGACGGCUACAUCUCCAACGGCGAGCUCUUCCAGGUGCUGAAGAUGAUGGUCGGCAACAACCUGAAGGACACGCAGCUUCAACAGAUCGUGGACAAAACCAUUAUCAAUGCAGACAAGGACGGAGAUGGCAGGAUAUCCUUCGAAGAGUUCUGUGCAGUGGUCGGGGGUCUCGAUAUACACAAAAAGAUGGUUGUGGAUGUGUGAGCGCGCCUCUGCUUGCUGACUUCCCCCUCCCCCCUUCCUCCUCAACACUCGCUUUCUCCACCAUCUCUGAAGAUCUGCUCAAGACGUCUGGCAAAGCGCUCUCUGUGUAACUCAAUGGAAGUAUUCUCUCUCUCUCUUCUCUUCUUCUACUCUCUCUGUGAAGCCACUUUUUCUUUCAGAAACCACAGGCCUCGUGAAGCCAACUAUGAAGUGUUAUUGAACUGUAAAUCCUCUCAAUAACCCGGUCGUAGCACUUUAAGAGACUGAAAGACAUCUUAUUUGUCAUUUGCAAAGAGCAACUCCGAUUCUGGAUGAGGGGGGAGAAAGUGAGGAAAGGGGGCGCAGAGAAGAGGCUGGUUGGCUUGUUCAUAUUUCAUCCUUUUUCUUUUUUUUGUUAAUUGUUUUUUUUAUAUUUAUUUUUUGUUCUUGUCUUUUAUAAAGAAGAAAAAAUACAAGUAUAUCAAUGGUUGUCUCGUGAGGGGAAGUGUAUAGCAUUUUAACACUUGACUUCCAGUACAACUAGAAAGUAGGGUAUGAAGUGCCAACCAGAACAUAUCCAGAAACCAGUCCAAGUUAUUACCUAUCAUCACCGCUGUCCUUCAUACCGGACAGACUGGCUCACUUCCAACUGCACCACCUCAAGUCAAAACUAAAUUUUAGAUGUGGUCGUUUUAGCUUGCAUACAGGCAGUUUGGAUUAGACCAGUAAAGGUUCCAGACACAGCAAAGCAACUGUUUUUUUCUUUAUUAUUUGUGAUAAGACUGAUAGUUUAAUUCAUACAUAAGAAUGUGUUUAUAUUGUUGGAGAUUAUUUCCUGUCAUGAAACCAUAGGUAGAUUAAUCAAUGCCAAGAAAAUGUCUUUCCAAAUGUAAUCUAUGGCUGCAAACUGCUACAUGCUUUAACCUCAAUGAAGCAUUUUGUGUUUACCAGUGUGCAUCCAUAAGACAAUCUCCAAAGCAAAGAAUAGCUGUGCACUCACACUGACAAAUAAACUGUAGUGGAGUUGUUAGAUUUUUAUUAAGAACAGAGAGGCUGGAUGGUAGAAAGGAGAGGGAUAGUGGAGAGAUUGUACACUGUUUGUGCGAGUACAUCGCCGUUUAAGAGACUUAUCUGCAGGCAGCAUUUUUUUAACAGAUAUGUGUAUAUUAGGUAAUCAAAGUGCGCUCAUCUGUACGAGCAAGAGGAGAAGCUUUGCCUCUGCUUUACACGACGAGCCCGGCUACCUUUCUCAGUACAGCGCAGGACGGUUUAGUUCUUAACACUUAACCACGUUGGCAUGAUCAGUGUGCAAUGGGAUAGACUGUAUAUUAUAGGUUCUCUUUUUUGGAAAGUGUACAUUUCAAAAGUUGGCUUCCUCUACCACUUCUUUUUUCUGUCAGUCACCUCAUUUUCUCCCCUCCCACCCACCGAUACGAACAGGGAGGAACAAACAACCAAAUUUUAAUAUCCAAGAGGAAAAAUGCUUCCUACUAUAACCGGCGUCGGGGAUAGCUUUUAUUUUGCUUUGGAGGCCGACUGCAGGUUUGAACAGGAGCUUUCAGUCCGAGAUGUGACAUCAGGAGCGCUCUGUGGUCCCUUACCCCAAAGCUCUGCACGGCUUGGGCCUCCCUGUGCUUGCAUGACAUGGAAAAUAUAUUUUUUGUUGUGCAUGUAGAUCCAUUUUUUUGAAAUAAUCCUCUUGUUUACACAUGGAUGGUGAUAUUAAUAUAUUUAAGAAUUUAACGGUAUACAAUAUGGAUGUUGCCAAACUUUGGUAAAUGUACACAUUAUGAGAGGUAAUCCAAAUGAACUGAACUACGUGUAACUUUUUGUAUUUUACCCGGGUCAGCCAGAUGCUUCUAUUCCAGUAAAGUCGCAUAUCUGAUCCUGUCUCAAACUGCCACACACUGUACUCAGCUUAAAGGGGAAAUUUUGAUGUUUUUUUUCUCUUUCUUUUGUAUAUAAGUAUUUGUUAAAUGCAGUUCUGGCUCUCUGUAUAGUUCAGACCGCGCUUUAGUUUGUAAGUGCUAUUUUUCUCAGAGGGACUUGGGUUCUUUUUAGUUUGUGUGGGGAUAUAUGGAAAGAUUUAAGUUUGAGAACCUUUUUUUUCCUUUUUCUGCAUGCUGCAUCUUAUGCUGUGGGACUGUUGGAAACUUGAUACUGUAUGAAAAUUAAAUAAAAUUUAAAUAAACUUUGAAAUGUUGAAAGUA